GAAGUAUCAUCCCUAAAAUCAGAAUUUUCAUCUUUUAAAGAAUCCAUGGCGCAGCUGAUAUCCUCUAGGACAAAUCUGAAAUCCACAGUAUUAGAUAAUUCAGCUAAUCUCAACCUAAACCAACCGGCCUCAUCAUCAAGCCAGGGACACUUAGUGAAAAAGGGAAAGACUACGACUUGCAGUAAUACCGGGGACGUAAUCGAAGUUCUUCUUACUAGUAUCCGUGGGGUUACUGUCGCUAGAGGGAUUAUCUUGAGUAAGGAUCCGCUCACAAAAGUAGGCGGGUUCCCACUUGGAAAUGGUUUUUGGGAAGUAUAUAUUCAGGUGGCAAUUGUACGUGAAGAGACUUUGAUGAGACCCUAUGGACGAUACAGAACAAUUGGGGAUGCGGCUGGAACAAGUAUUUGUUGGCCUGAUUGUUGUUGUUUGGUUGUGACAACUAUGGAUUGAGCUAAAUGGAGGGAUCUCUCUCUCUCUCUCUCUCUCUCUCUCUCUCUCUCUCUCUCUCUCUCUCUUUGUUAUUUCUGAAAACAAAAAUAAUUGAUUUUGACAGUUGGUUGUGACAGCUAAUGUUUGUUUCAUGUUAGUAUUUUUGCUUGACUAAUCUACAAAGAUUUAUAUUGUGAUUUGUUUCAGCUUUUCAUCUUCUUAUGCGUAACAGAAGGUACACAUUUCUAUUAUGAUUUGUUUUGAUUUUUUCUCUGCUUAUGCGUAAAAUAUUUUGAUUUAAAUAUUAAGAACUACGUAGUGGCUUGAUCCCAAUCUUCCGAACAAUGGGUACGUAGGCAGUCGUUCAUACUAGACCGUAUCGGU
Molecule: messenger RNA, 813 nt
Organism: Magnolia sinica
Lineage: Eukaryota; Viridiplantae; Streptophyta; Magnoliopsida; Magnoliales; Magnoliaceae
Exons: 4
Coding region: 46-450 (134 amino acids)
Source: RefSeq, a predicted model, not a curated record